CCGGGCUACUAGGUAUUAAAAGCCAAAUAAAAAAGUCUUGAGUUUAGAUUUAAAAAGUACUAGGUCAGUGACAGUGCGUAUAUCAUGUGAAUCUAUCUUAUAUCUUAUUCAAAGAAUGAAGAAAAUGUACAGCAUCAGAAACACAAUUUUUGAGUACACAUAAAUACAUUUGAAAUAUGUAAAUGUCUGCUGUAUUAUAGCCUCUGUAUAUUCAUUUGGUGGAUCAGUAGUUCUCAAAAAAAUCUGAGGACCACCUGGGGGUUUCAUAAAGAUGAGAAACAUUUCAACUUCACUCCCAUGAAGUGGUGACAUGUUUAGUAUAAAGAUCCUCCAGGUGUGUGAGCCUCUUGAUGUGAGAGUAAAGCUGUCAGAUGAGUUUGUUUUGGGGGUCCUUGAGAUGAGAAGGCACUGCUGCCAUAAGGCACAUUCUUCCACUAGCAGAGGGGGGAUGGGAGAAGAGGGGAGGUUUUCUGUUGCUCUGACUCUCCCCCACCACCACCACCACCACCAUGUGCAUACCAGAGACACACAAAAAACAACAUCCACACAUUCAAGAACACAACAGAAACCUCUUCACCAGCAGGAAAAAAGCACUUCUUCUAGAGAGAUGUAGGAUCAUUUAUCAUCUUAUUUUUCUGUAAAGAAGGGUGGGCUCUGGAGGAGGAGGAGGAGGAGGAGGAGGAGGAGGAGGAGGAGGAGGAGGAGAGAAGUGGGUGGUGCAUCUGAGCCACAGAGAUCCUAUUACAGACAUCCACACUUUUUUUUUUUCAUGGCAAGUUUUUUUUUUUGGAAGUGGGGGGAGGGCGAAUCUGCAAACUUUCUCUGAUCUGAUGUCUUUUUCAUACUUACAACACUACAAAUGAAUACAUCACUUUAUUUGGACUUGAUGGUGCGCUUUUUUCCAGAGUUCCAGAGUGUUUUGGAGCUGUUUUUGAUUUUUGGAUAAUGAAGGAAUCCAGGAGGAAAGAGCAGCAGAAAGGAUCGGAGAAGGAGAAGAAGUGUAGGAGCAAAAAGUUUGGGAGGAUUGCGAGGAAAGUUUAGAAGUGGGACGCAGAAUUGUCCCCUCAACGUUCUGGAAUAUAAAAGAAGAACACUUUCUUGUGGAAAAACAGGAAUCACUGAAGAAUUCAAUUUUUAUUUUGCAGAUAAAUAAAUAUAAAUCUCUCCUCCAAGAUGUCUCCCAUUGUUGGGAUGCUGCUGUGCUGUGUCUGGGCCGCCUGGCUCUCCGGCUGCGAGGCGGUGUUGUUGUCUCCAAACGGGACCAUGUUCGAGGAUAACUGCAAGAAAACGUCCACAUGCGAGGCCCUGAAGUACAACACAUGUCUGGGAUCACCUCUACCUUACACACACACCUCUCUGGUCCUGGCAGAGGACUCCACAACCCAGGAGGAGGCUUUUGAGAAGUUGACCAUGUGGUCUGGUCUGCGGAACGCUCCUCGCUGUUGGUCCGUCAUCCAGCCGUUGCUCUGUGCCAUCUACAUGCCCAAAUGCGAGAACGGUCGGGUGGAGCUGCCCAGCCAGAGCCUGUGUCUGGCCACGCGUCGACCGUGUAGCAUCGUGGACCAGGAGAGAGGCUGGCCCAGCUUCCUCAAAUGUGACAAGUUCCCAGUGGGCUGUUCGAAUGAGGUGCAGAAGCUGAAGUUCAACAUGUCGGGCCAGUGUGAAGCUCCGCUGGUGAAGACGGACAUUCAGUCCAGUUGGUACAAGGACGUGGAGGGCUGCGGCAUCCAGUGUGACAACCCUCUGUUCACUGAGGAGGAGCACAACGACAUGCACGCCUACAUCGCUUACUUUGGCACCAUCACCCUCCUCUGCACCUUCUUCACCCUGGCCACGUUUCUUGCCGACUGGAAGAACUCCAACCGCUACCCGGCUGUCAUCCUCUUUUACAUCAACGCCUGUUUCUUCGUGGGCAGCAUCGGCUGGCUAGCUCAGUUCCUGGACGGAGCGCGCGACGAGAUCGUGUGCAAGAGCGACAACACCAUGCGACUCGGGGAGCCCUCGUCUUCAGAGACGCUGUCGUGCGUCACCAUCUUCAUCAUCGUGUACUAUUCCCUGAUGUCGGGCGUGAUUUGGUUCGUCAUGCUGACCUACGCCUGGCACACGUCCUUCAAAGCGCUGGGCACCACCCACCAGCCGCUGUCUGGCAGAACCUCCUACUUCCACAUGGUCACCUGGUCCGUCCCCUUCGUCCUCACCGUGGCCAUCCUGGCUAUUGCAGAGGUGGACGGAGACUCAGUGAGUGGGAUCUGUUUCGUCGGCUACAAAAACUACAGAUACCGCGCCGGGUUCGUGCUGGCCCCCAUCGGAGUGGUGCUCGUUGUCGGCGGCUACUUCCUCAUUCGGGGUGUCAUGACUUUGUUUUCCAUUAAGAGCAACCACCCGGGAUUACUGAGUGAGAAAGCUGCCAGCAAAAUCAACGAGACAAUGCUGAGACUCGGUAUAUUUGGAUUCCUCGCUUUUGGCUUUGUUUUCAUCACCUUCGGCUGCCACUUCUACGACUUCUUCAACCAGGCUGAGUGGGAGCGGAGCUUCAGAGAAUACGUGCUGUGUGAAGCCAACGUGACGAUCGCCUCGCAGACCAACAAGCCAAUCCCAGAAUGCACCAUUAAGAACCGGCCCAGCCUGAUGGUGGAGAAAAUCAACCUGUUCUCCAUGUUUGGGACGGGAAUCGCCAUGAGUACGUGGGUCUGGACCAAGGCCACCAUCCUCAUCUGGAAACGGACCUGGUGCAAGAUUAUCGGCCGCAGUGACAACGAACCCAAGAGGAUCAAGAAGAGCAAGAUGAUCGCCAAGGCGUUUGCGCUAAGGAAGGAGCUUCAUAAGGACCCGGAGAAGGAGCUCUCCUUCAGCAUGCAUACCGUGUCCCACGAUGGACCAGUGGCUGGGAUCAAUUUUGAACUGAACGAGCCGUCGAACGACGUGUCGUCAGCUUGGGCGCAGCAUGUGACCAAGAUGGUGGCCAGGCGAGGUGCCAUCCUGCCUCAGGACGUCUCCGUUACUCCGACUGGUACACCAGUGCCGCCUCCAGAGGAGAGGAACAGGCUGUGGAUGGUGGAGGCUGAGAUCUCACCAGAGAUGAUAAAGAGGAAAAAGAAGAAGAAGAAGAGGAAGAAGGAGGUGCGUCCGGCGGAGGAGGCGGUGGACCACCAGGCUCACCGGCAGCGUGAGUUCGGUCGCAGCUCGGUGCCUCGCCUGCCCAAACUGCCGAGCCACCCCAGUCUGGUCGCUAAUCUGCGGGAGCAGCAGAAGCUGGAGCAGGAAGUCCUGCCGGGGUCCUACCCAGAUUUCCAACCUUCCCACCCCCUUUCCUAUGAGGAGAGGUGUCCCUACCCGCCCUACCAGAGCAGUCGGAACAGCUACGGCCGCAGCCUGCUCUCUAACCCUCUAACCUUCAACGACCGCCCAGAGGAUCUGGGUCUGGGCCCACGCUGCCUCCCCUCAGCCUCCACCUGGCAGCCCAGCGGACCCUCCCGCUACCCCGGCGAGAUGGAUCUCACCGACGGGCUGUCGGAGAGGUUGGCCCACGUGGCUCGGGUACCGGCGGGCCGACGGGCCGGCUACGGACCCAUUCACUCUCGGACCAAUUUAAUGGAGGCGGAGCUUAUGGAUGCUGACUCUGACUUCUGAGAGCGUCGCUCCAACGUAUUGCUUUGUGGUACACAGACAGUAAGCUACAAAAAAGUGCUGGAUACUUUCAAACAAUCGUACUAAAGUCCACCUAAUUCCCAACGCCCAGAGGUCAAGAUGGAACUAAGCUGGUCAGUUUUUUUAUUUUGUUUUGGAAAAGAAACAAAGGGAUAAAGUGAAAAAAAUAUGUUGUGAAUAAGUUAAUGAAAAAUAUUUUUUUAUACUUUAUUUGUGUCCGGUUAAAUUUCAAAGGCAACUCCGUGAUGACAAGAUGAACGAGGCAGCUAAAACUUUAUGUGGCUUGAAACAGAUAUCUUUAUUCUGAACCCCCCUAUGUAUGCAUUCAUCAGCUAGUAUCAGCCCAACACGGAUGUCAUAUCAUGGAUGAAUUGCUAAUUGACACGGCCAACUUGUUUUUUAAAAUACCAGUAAGGACAUUUGAAGAUGAAGGCAGUGGAUUAAAACAUUUGAAAGUCAGUUAUGUUCUUAAUCUUUGAUCGACCGCAUGUGUCAUAAUUGUUUUACUGCUCUAAAGCAGUAAAACAUGACUCAUACAGAAGACCAUACAGGUUAAAGGUGCUAAAUACGGAUUGGGAGCAUUUCUAUUGCCUCUUAUCGCGCUCAUAGCAAAUAGUUGUUUGCUGCUCUAUUAAUGGUCUGGAUAUCAAAUUUAGCACCUUUAAAAAAAAAAAAAAAAAUUCUACGGGCUUCUUGCAAAUGCUGUUUACCCCAGAUCUUCUUUUGUGUUAUACUUUAAUGUUUUUAAGACUCUCUCUCUUCCCACCAUUAUUUAGCCAUUAAUUACUUGUGUUUAUGUACAAUUAACUUGAGGUACUAACCAUUAUCUCCCUUGCCCUAUUAAUACUAAUAGCACAGAAGUGAUUGCUAAGCAGGCAGGAAUUUAAGAGGUGUCUUUAAGAAUUUGUGAUUCACACUCGGCCUUACACAGAAGCCAGGAAAAAAUACUGUUAAAUUUGUACAAGACGAGUCAUUUUGUACACGCAUUUUGUGAUCAUUUACUUCAGACUUAGAAGAAUAAGCCAAAUUAUAUUGUCCUUACUUUACCUUCAUUUUAUUGACAUCUGCAGAGUAAUAGUGACACGAUUUUGUUAACGAGUGAGUUAAAACCAGGCUGAAAAGCAGUGUUUUGCUGUACUUUUUGAGGCGGUUCUAAGUUGCUCUUUAAUCAGCUGGUAUUCAAAAGGUACUGAGCUAGAAUACAUAUUAAUUAUUUGCAUGCGCUCUGUUGCCUGGUGCAAUAAACCAACAAUUAGUUUAUUUUUUGCCUGGAGAAAAAGACUGAAAUGAAUGCCGUCUUUUUUCUCAACGAGUUCUCCUUGUACAUUUCUUAACUUUUCUCCUUGAAAGUGUUAUUUUUUUACAGCAGUAUUUCUACUUUAGUUAAUCUGUUGUACAUAUUUAAUCUAAACUGAGCUUCAUAUGUGUUUUUUCUUCUCUUCAGUCCACUUGAAAAUCUUUUGUAUGACGUAUUUUAGGGCUUACUUUAGUCACUUUUCACCCCCAAAUGCUUCUAUUUUUCCGUCUCUUCCUUUCUAAAUGUGUGUUCUGUAUAUAGGUUGUUCAUAGAUUUCUCAAUAAGGGUAUUAUUUGUACAGAUUUAUAUAUCAAAUCACUUGGUUACUCUGCUGAUAUGAUAAAGAAAAAGGGAAGAGUCAACUAUGCUAUAAGAAGUUGUCACUGUACUUGUGCUGUAACCAAAAUGUCACCUAGUAUUUUCAUUUUACACUCAAUAUGGAUAAAUGAUGCUGAAGGAGAUAGACCAUUUCUUAGCCAAUGCUAAUUAGUCUGUCUAAUGUAAGUGUCUAGUUAUUCAUGUGAGAUGUGUAGGAUAGAGAAUUAUUUAUGUUAUUAGUAGUUAUCACACUGCUAUGAAUUCAACAAUGUAGGGAGUUUGGCAACAGAAAUAAAGCGUAGCUGAUAUCCACCCAAAAGGUUUAUGUUCAAAGAGUAUUAAGAGACUAAAUUAAGAUUAUUUUGGAAUUUAUGUUUUACUUUUUAAUGCAUUGAAAAGUAAUUUCAGUUUUUGUAAGCCUUGUGUUGCUUUCUGUGUUUAGUCUCCCAACUGUGUAAAAAAAAAAGUUUACUGUUACUUUGUGCAGCUGUAUUUGUUUUGUUUUUAUAUGUAAAUAAAAGUAACCCUACA
Molecule: messenger RNA, 5794 nt
Organism: Sebastes umbrosus (honeycomb rockfish)
Lineage: Eukaryota; Metazoa; Chordata; Actinopteri; Perciformes; Sebastidae
Gene: smo
Product: smoothened, frizzled class receptor
Exons: 12
Coding region: 1174-3630 (818 amino acids)
Biological process (GO): commissural neuron axon guidance; smoothened signaling pathway; positive regulation of smoothened signaling pathway
Cellular component (GO): plasma membrane; cilium; dendrite
Molecular function (GO): patched binding; transmembrane signaling receptor activity
Source: RefSeq, a predicted model, not a curated record